CGCCGAGGAACCAUCUAAGAUUUUUAAGCGGUGAUAAUCUGCUGAUCUGAUCGAGCCGUCAGUUUUUGGACCGAUUAUCGAAUUUCAGCUUGUGAUUUGAUUUCUGAAUUUCACAGGAAGCAGAAGCUCUUUCUCAUAAAUGAGGGCAUAUAUAAAAGUAAUUAUUGCAAAGCUUUUAUUAGGUUUAAAGAGAUGUCAACAUUUAGAACACCUAGUACUCCAGUCUCCAAGCUUGAAAAAACACCGGCUUCUACUCCCGGGGGCACCAAGGUUAAGAAGGAUAAAAUUUUAGUUACUAUACGUAUGAGGCCACUAAGCAAGAAAGAACAAUGGCUUAAAGAUCAAGCUGCUUGGGAAUGUGCUGAUGAACAUACUAUAGUUUUGAAUACACCCUCUCAAGAGAAGUCAAGCUCAUCAGCUUAUACUUUUGAUAAAGUAUUUGGCCCCAUAUGUCCAACUGAGAGAGUAUAUGAAGAAGGAGCAAAGGAAGUUGCCCUAUCAGCAGUAAGAGGAAUAAAUGCUACAAUAUUUGCUUAUGGGCAAACCAGCAGUGGGAAGACAUAUACUAUGAGAGGAAUAAUGGAGAGUGCUGUAACUGACAUCUACAAGCACAUACAAAGCAAUCCAGAAAGAAAAUUUUUUAUCAAGAUUUCUGCAUUGGAGAUAUAUAAUGAGGUUGUGAGAGAUCUGUUGAAGACAGAUUCUGGUCCUCUAAGGCUUUUAGAUGAUCCUGAGAAAGGAACCAUUGUUGAGAAACUAGAGGAAGAAACUGCAAAAGAUAGUGAGCAUUUGCGGCAUCUGAUAGGCAUUUGUGAAGCGCAGAGACAAGUUGGAGAGACUGCCUUGAAUGAUGCUAGUUCAAGAUCUCACCAAAUAAUUAGACUGACAAUUGAGAGCAGCCUCCAUGAGUAUUCAGGUUGUGUUAAGUCUUAUGUUGCCAAUUUGAACUUUGUGGACCUUGCGGGAAGUGAGAGAGCUUCACAAACAAAUGCUGAGGGUACUAGGCUAAAAGAAGGCUGCCAUAUAAAUCUUAGCCUGCUAACGCUCACAACUGUUAUUAGAAAGUUGAGUGAUGGAAAAAUAUUCGGCCAUAUCCCAUAUAGGCAAUCAAAACUGACACGCAUACUUCAGCUCUCUCUCGAAGGAAAUGCCAGGACUGCUAUCAUUUGUACUAUGAGUCCUGCACUUAGCCAUGUAGAGCAAUCUCGUAGCACACUUUCCUUUGCUUCUUGUGCAAAAAAAAUUACAAAUUCUGCACAAGUUAAUAUGAUUGUAUCUGAUAAACAAUUGGUCAGACAACUACAGAAAGAGGUUGCUAAACUUGAAGCAGAACUGAAUACGCCAGGUCCUUACGCUUCUUCAAACACGGAUGUAAUUCUGCUAGAGAAAGAAAUGCAAAUUAAGAAGAUGGAAAUGGAAAUGGAAAAACUCAAGCAAGAAAGGGACAUUGCAAAGGCCAAACUAGAUGAACUUCGACGGAAGAUGGAACAAGAUAAACUUGGGCUUGUCCCAUUUGAAUCCUUACCUCGUCGAGUGGCUAAGUGUCUCACCUUUUCUGGCCAAUCAAGAAACCCAUUAAGGAAGUCAUCUACUGUGCCAUCCAUGCUUGUAAAUGAAAUCCGAAAGCUUGAGCAAUUGCAAGUUUUACUUGGAGAAGAGGCAAACAAAGCUUUGGAGGUUCUACAGAAAGAGGUGGCUUGCCAUAGGCAUGGUAACCAAGAUGCUGCACAGACCAUUGCUAAGCUUCAAGCUGAAAUAAAAGAGGUGAGAGCUGUUAGAUCUCUAACAACAGAGGCCUAUGCUAGAAAUGUGGUAAAAUACAAUGAGGUUGGCACAAACCUUAAGGAUGAGAUUACUAGACUUCACUCUCAAGGAAAAACCAUUGCCAAUCUGGAGGAACAGCUAGAAAAUGUUCAGAAAUCCUUAGAUAAGCUGAUUAUGUCUCUUCCUAGCUACACUCUUUCUACAAAUACUGCUCCAAAAUCAUCCAAGACUUUUAAUAAGGGCAUGAUGGUUCCUCUAACGUCAACUGGCAAUGUGAACAUUCCACAUUUUAUAAGACCCCCCUGCUCUCCUCUGUCAUCUUCUUCUAGAAUGGUGCUGGAGUCUGAGGUUGAAAACAUGAACCCAGAUGAGAAUCAUUCAAAUUCUAUGGUGGUUACUCCAUCAAAGAGUGAAGAUAUUAUGGAUGUCUCGUCAAGGGAAGGAACACCAGGCUACCAACGGUCGAAUUCUGUGAAUAUGAAGAAAAUGCAGAAUAUGUUUCAAAAUGCAAUAGAAGAGAAUGUAAGGAGCAUAAAAGCUUAUGUCACUGAACUGAAAGAAAGAGUUGCAAAGCUGCAGUACCAGAAGCAGCUUCUCGUAUGUCAGGUUUUGGAACUGGAGUCAAAUGAAAAUUCUGGUUACGAAGAGGCUUCAGAGACUGAUGAGAAUCUGAACGAGUUUCAUAAAUCCGUAGAAACUUGGAAUUCUAUUUUCCAGGAAAAGAUGCAACAAAUCAUAAAAUUAUGGGAUAUUUGUCAUGCAUCUUUGAUACAUAGGACACAAUUUUACUUACUAUUCAAAGGAGAUCAAGCUGACCAAAUUUAUGUUGAGGUGGAGCUAAGGAGGCUAUGUUGGAUGCAGAAAAAAUUUGCAUGUGCUGGAGAUCCUUACAAUGAACAUUCAGGAGAUGAACUCUCUCUUUCUCUAUCAUCCAACAUAAAGGCAUUGAGACAAGAAAGAGAGUUUCUCUCUAAAAGAAUGAAUUCAAGAUUGAGAGAAGAAGAAAGAGAGAGGCUGUACAGCAAAUGGAAAGUGCCAUUGGUUGGGAAGCAAAGGAAGCUUCAGUUGGUGAACAAACUAUGGACAGAUCCUAAUGACAAGACACAUAUUGAAGAGAGUGCAGAUAUUGUGGCCAGGUUAGUAGGAUUUUGUGAAGGUGGAAAUGUAGCUAAAGAGAUGUUUGAACUAAACUUUGCCUUGCCAGAGAACAAGAAGCCAUGGCUUCUUGGUUGGCAACCCAUUUCAGAUUUUCUAGGACUUUAAUUGGGAGUUGGUUGAAUUGUUUCUUUUGUUUUUCUGUUAUAUAUUCAUUCAUCAGGCAUUAAUCAGUCUAGGAUUCCAUUCCACAAGGUUUUGAUGUGUCAUAGGAAAGGGAAUUGCAAGGCACUUACGUGGUUGAUAGGAAUGUGAUAGAAAGGUAGAUGUUAUGAAAAGAUAUAAUGCUUGUUUUUCUCUGAAACAAUGAUUGUUUAUGUUUGGCUCAUAUAUAUUACAUGAGAUCUUGUAGCAAAUGAGUCGAACAUGAAAGAAAGUUUGAUUUUUUCUUAUGUUCAUCGAA
Molecule: messenger RNA, 3322 nt
Organism: Dendrobium catenatum
Lineage: Eukaryota; Viridiplantae; Streptophyta; Magnoliopsida; Asparagales; Orchidaceae
Product: kinesin-like protein KIN-7A
Exons: 15
Coding region: 193-3027 (944 amino acids)
Biological process (GO): microtubule-based movement
Molecular function (GO): microtubule motor activity; microtubule binding; ATP binding
Source: RefSeq, a predicted model, not a curated record